Messenger RNA from Cordyceps fumosorosea ARSEF 2679, 474 nucleotides. RefSeq names its product HRDC-like protein. The record is from RefSeq and is a predicted model, not a curated record. Gene Ontology annotation, molecular function: nucleotide binding; translation initiation factor binding. The coding region runs from base 1 to 474 and encodes 157 amino acids. Gene Ontology annotation, cellular component: RNA polymerase II, core complex; P-body. NCBI's taxonomy places the organism in Eukaryota, Fungi, Ascomycota, Sordariomycetes, Hypocreales, Cordycipitaceae. The transcript is spliced from 3 exons. Gene Ontology annotation, biological process: positive regulation of translational initiation; nuclear-transcribed mRNA catabolic process, deadenylation-dependent decay; mRNA export from nucleus in response to heat stress.
AUGUCCAACAAAAUGUCGCGGCCCAAGCCGCCGCCUCCGGGUAACGAGGAGGCCUCGGCGACGCUGAACCUCGGCGAGUUCCAAAACGUCGACACCCUGACGUUGUCGGAGGCGUCGCUCGUCCUGAACGCGCUGGUCGCGAAGCGUCGCAACGACCGCAAAAACGUCAAUGAGACCGAGUACGCGUUCUGCCUGGAAAACACACCAUGGACGCAUAGGGCACCGAUGCUGAACCAGACCCUCAACUACCUUGACCACUUUGCGCGGUUCACGCAAAAGGAAAACGUCGAGGCCGUCGAACGGCUCCUCAGCGCGCACAAGGACCUGGCCAAGUUUGAGCGUGCCCAGCUGGGAUCGCUGUGCUGCGAAAACGCCGACGAGGCCAAGACGCUGAUCCCCUCGCUCGCCGACAAGAUCAAAGACGAGGACCUGCAGGACCUCCUCGCGGAAAUCUCCAAGCUGCAAAACCGGUAA